Messenger RNA from Perca flavescens (yellow perch), 702 nucleotides. Its product is annotated as trace amine-associated receptor 8a-like. The record is from RefSeq and is a predicted model, not a curated record. Gene Ontology annotation, molecular function: trace-amine receptor activity. The annotation marks the transcript as partial. NCBI's taxonomy places the organism in Eukaryota, Metazoa, Chordata, Actinopteri, Perciformes, Percidae. Gene Ontology annotation, cellular component: membrane. Gene Ontology annotation, biological process: G protein-coupled receptor signaling pathway. The transcript is spliced from 4 exons.
AUGGAGACACAGGACGGAGCAGAGCUCUGCUUUCCACAACUCUUCAACACCUCCUGCAGGAAGCUGACACCUCCUUGGUUUGAAGUGAUGCUCAUUCACAUUUUGCUCUACUCCAUCUCUCUGCUCACUGUAGCUCUCAACCUGCUCGUCAUCAUCUCAGUCUCCCACUUCAGGCAGCUCCACACACCCACCAACAUCCUCCUCCUCUCUCUGGCUGUCUCAGACCUUCUAGUGGGCCUCGUUGUGAUGCCGGGAGAAAUCCUCCGAAAAACAUCCUGCUGGUUUCUGGGUGACCUUGUGUGUACUCUGUAUAAUUAUCUUUCAAGCAUCAUUACCACAUCCUCAAUAGGUGACAUAGUGCUCAUAUCAGUUGAACGGUACAUAGCUAUUUGUGACCCUCUGCAUUACAACAACAGAAUCACUGUCAACAGAGUUAAAUUAUGUGUUUGUCUGUGUUGGCUCUAUUCUGUUUCCUACAGCUUUCUCUUUGUAAAGGAUGACCUGACCCAAAUGGGGAGUUACUGUCAUCAGCUGAAAGCAGCCAGGAAUCUUGGUGUUCUUGUAGUUGUGUUUCUACUAUGUUUCUGCCCAUAUUACUCUGCAUCCUAUGUUCUCUUUGUGUUCUAUUGUAACUCUUGUCUAAAUCCUGUGAUAUAUGCUUUUUUUUACCCCUGGUUUAGAAAAUCAGUUAAACUCAUUGUA